GCUCGAGUGCGAUUAGGCCGCUGUGUCACGUGGCCCGGCGGUUACCGCGGCGACCGAGCGGGCGCGCGCGGGACCUGCGCUGGACUCGCCUUCCUUCCCGAGCCGCGCUCGGCGCCGGGGCCGCGGGCAGCCCAUGGGAGCCCGGGGCGCCCAGGAUGCGGGCGCCGGCCAGGGAGCUCUUCCGGGACGCCGACUUCCCCGCCUCGGACUCCUCGCUGUUCUCCAGCUUCUCCACGCCGCUGGCCCAGUUCCGCGAGGACAUCACAUGGAGGCGGCCCCAGGAAAUCUGUGCCACGCCCCGGCUGUUUGCAGAUAACCCACAGGAGGGACAGGUGAAGCAAGGGCUGCUGGGAGACUGCUGGUUCCUGUGUGCCUGCGCCGCCCUGCAAAAGAGCCGGCACCUCCUGGACCAGGUCUUUCCUCCAGGACAGCCGAGCUGGCAUGACCACACAUACCGCGGCUCCUUCACCUGUCGAGUUUGGCAGUUUGGACGCUGGGUGGAGGUGACCAUAGAUGACCGUCUGCCUUGUCUUGCAGGGAGACUCUGCUUCUCCCGGUGUCAGAGAGAGGAUGUGUUCUGGCUUCCCUUACUGGAGAAGGUCUACGCCAAGGUCUAUGGGUCCUAUGAGCACCUGUGGGCAGGGCAGGUGGCGGAUGCCCUGGUGGACCUCACCGGGGGCCUGGCAGAAAGGUGGAGCCUGAAGGACUUGGCAGGAACCAGUGGCCAACAGGACAGGCCUGGCGGCUCAGAGCACAGGACUUGCCGACAGCUGCUCAGCCUCAAGGACCGGUGUCUGAUAAGCUGCUCGGUGCUCAGCCCCAGAGCAGGUGCCAGGGAGCUGGGGGAGUUUCAUGCCUUCAUUGUGUCCGAUCUGCGAGAGCUCCAGGGCCGGGCCGGCCAGAGCAUCCUGCUGCUGUGCAUUCAGAAUCCCUGGGGCCGGCGUUGCUGGCAGGGGCCCUGGAGAGAGGGGGGCGAAGGGUGGAGCCGGGUGGACCCAGCCGAUGAGUCUGAGUUGCUGUCCCAGCUGCAGGAAGGAGAGUUCUGGGUGGAGGAGGAGGAGUUCCUCCAGGAGUUUGACGAGGUCACCGUUGGCUUCCCAAUCACGGAGGCCGGCCACCUGCAGAGCCUCUACUCAGGAAAGGCGCUGUGCCACACUCAGGAGCUGCCUGGGGCCUGGGUCAAGGGGCAGUCGGCAGGAGGCUGUCGGAACAACAGCGGCUUUCCCAGCAACCCCAAGUUCUGGCUGCGGGUCUCAGAACCGAGCGAGGUGUUUGCCGCUGUCCUGCAGAGACCCAGGGUGUGCGCCGCGGGCCGGGCAGGCCGGGUUCGGGCUCCGGUGGGGGACGGACCUGCCACGAGGAGCCUGGCCAGCUUCCUGGGUGAGGACUACCAGGCCGUGGGCCUGCAUAUCUGGAAGGUGGAGAAGCGGCGGGUCAGCCUGCCCAGGGUCCUGUCCACGCCCCCCGUGGCCGGCACCGUGUGCCAUGCCUACGACCGGGAGGUCCACCUCCGCUGCGAACUCACGCCAGGCUACUACCUGGCCGUGCCCAGCACCUUCCUGAAGGACGUGCCGGGGCAGUUUCUGCUGCGGGUCUUCUCUAGCGGGAGAGUCUCCCUCAGUGCCAUCAAGCCGGCGGCCGGGAGCCCUGCCCCUGGGGAGGCCCUGCCCGCGGGCGAGUGGGAGACCGUGCAGCUGCGGGGCUCCUGGAGAACCGGCCAGACAGCCGGGGGCAGCAGGAACUUUGCCUCCUACCCGAGCAACCCCUGCUUCCCCCUGUCGGUCCCUGAGGGCCCAGGCCCCCGCUGUGUCCGUGUCACCCUGCGUCAACACUGCCAGGACACCCAGUGCCACCCCAUCGGCUUCCACGUCUUCCAGGUUCCGGUGGCCGGCGGGAGCCAGGGUGCGCCCGGCCUGCUGCUCCAGGAACCUGUCCUGAGCUGCGUGCCGCAUCGCUACGCCCAGGAAGUGAGCCGGCUCUGCCACCUGUCGGCAGGGACCUACCGGAUCGUGCCCUCCACCUACCUGCCGGACACAGAGGGGGCCUUCACGGUGACCAUCGCCACCAGGAUAGACAGGCGCUCCAUUCACAGCCAGGAGAGGCUGGGGCAGCUCCUUCAGGAGGCCUCCUUCAUGGCAGUUAGGAAAACCUAACCGGCUGACCCCCCCAUGUCAGCUCCGGCGACUGGGG
Messenger RNA from Neomonachus schauinslandi (Hawaiian monk seal), 2190 nucleotides. RefSeq names its product calpain 10 (gene CAPN10). Lineage: Eukaryota; Metazoa; Chordata; Mammalia; Carnivora; Phocidae. Gene Ontology annotation, biological process: proteolysis. Bases 156 to 2153 code for a protein of 665 amino acids. The record is from RefSeq and is a predicted model, not a curated record. The transcript is spliced from 12 exons. Gene Ontology annotation, cellular component: cytoplasm. Gene Ontology annotation, molecular function: calcium-dependent cysteine-type endopeptidase activity.